AUGGCUCCAGUUGCUGUUACGCCUGUCUCUCCGCCAUCUCCCACCCUUGACGAUACUUCUAAAUUGACCAAGGCUGGCACGGCCGCAAUACUUGAGAAGACUGCCUCUAACAGCCGUCGAGUUGCAGAGCUAGAUGCCUCGAAACUGACCAUUACCCGCAACCUCAACCCCAAGGAUGUGCCGGUGGCCAACUCGCCAGAAGUCUGGUCGCAGAGCUGCACGACGGAUCAUAUGCUGACCGCUCGCUGGACGGAGAAAGAUGGAUGGGAAGCGCCCGAAAUCAGACCUUACGGGCCGCUAUCCAUCAUGCCCACGGCAUCCGUCCUGCAUUAUGCCACCGAGUGCUUUGAAGGAAUGAAGGCAUACAGAGGCGUGGAUGGCAAGGUCCGCCUUUUCAGGGCCGACCGCAACGCAAGACGAUUCUUACAAUCAGCAACUCGGAUUGCACUGCCCAGCUUCCCGCCAGAGGAAUUUGUCAAAUUAUUGAAGAAGUUCGUCGGCGUCGAGGCAAGCAAAUGGAUUGCCGAGCCGGAGUCUUUCAUUUACAUUCGACCAACCAUGAUAGCAACGGCACCUGCUCUCGGUGUACAGAGACCCAAGGAGGCAUUGAUGUAUAUCAUCAUGGUCAUGUUCCCAUCUUUAGACGACCCGAGCUGCAAACCCCCUUCUUCUCUUCCUGCGCAGCCCACAGCCUCGAAGGGGAUGCGCCUCCUUGCUUCCCGGCACGACAUGAUCCGAGCCUGGCCGGGCGGAUUUGGAAAUGCGAAAGUCGGGGCAAACUACGGACCGUCGCUCGUCGCGCAGGGAGAAGCAAGGGCCAGAGGUUAUGAUCAGAUUCUGUGGUUGUUUGGGAACGAGUGCUUCGUCACUGAAGCAGGCGGUUCCAAUUUCUUCGUGCUGUGGGACAACAAGCAAACCGGACGGAGAGAGCUUGUCACAGCACCGCUGGAAGACGGAGUCAUUCUCGAAGGCGUCACGCGCGCGUCGGUACUGGAACUCGUCAGAUCUGGGGCGAUCGGCGGCGGCAAUGUGGAUGUGGUUGAGAGGAAAUUCACCAUGCAUGAACUCAUCGAGGCCGAGAACGAGGGGAGACUCCUCGAGGCGUUUGGAGCCGGGACGGCCUUUUUCAUCUCCCCGGUGCAGGAUAUUCAUUUCCGAGGUUCCGAUCUUGUCCUACCGCUGGGACGGGAAGGGCAGGAGAACGGUGUCGCUGCCGAGACCAACGGAGCCAGCUUUGCCAUGGCCGUCAAGCAGGCCUUGAAGGACAUCAUGUAUGGCCGACGAGAGCACGAGUGGGGUGUGGUGAUUGAAGAGGAGAAAGAGAGACGUGCUUUUGAAUGA
Messenger RNA from Fonsecaea pedrosoi CBS 271.37, 1341 nucleotides. Its product is annotated as branched-chain amino acid aminotransferase. Gene Ontology annotation, biological process: L-leucine biosynthetic process; L-valine biosynthetic process. Gene Ontology annotation, molecular function: branched-chain-amino-acid:2-oxoglutarate transaminase activity. Lineage: Eukaryota; Fungi; Ascomycota; Eurotiomycetes; Chaetothyriales; Herpotrichiellaceae. The record is from RefSeq and is a predicted model, not a curated record. Gene Ontology annotation, cellular component: mitochondrion. Bases 1 to 1341 code for a protein of 446 amino acids. The transcript has a single exon.